Molecule: messenger RNA, 3114 nt
Organism: Drosophila novamexicana
Lineage: Eukaryota; Metazoa; Arthropoda; Insecta; Diptera; Drosophilidae
Product: TBC1 domain family member 31
Exons: 4
Coding region: 12-2942 (976 amino acids)
Cellular component (GO): centrosome
Molecular function (GO): protein binding
Source: RefSeq, a predicted model, not a curated record
AGUUGGUAGAAAUGGAAAAUCCGACAAAAAAUAAUUCACCCCACGAGGAGGGCCCUUCGCAGCCCUCUUCGUAUAAAGAUAAUGGGGAAGAGGAAGAAGAGCAGGAAUAUGAUGAGGAGGAGGAAUGGGAUCUACAAACGGAAAGGAGCACUUCCUUGGGCGGCUUUAGUAAAUAUGAAGAAGAUUUCUUUGAGCCACUCCCACCCGACGUUCGCACUGCAGAUGUGCCCAUGCACAAAUAUCCUUUCAAGCUGAAGCACACCGAAUCUGGAAACAUUCUCACCGUGCAUCAUACGAUCAAAGAUGUGGAGCGUGCUCUUAGGAUUCGCAUUGCCGCCUGCUGCUUCAAUGAGAUGAGCAACAAGCUGGUGGUCAUUGAUAGACGCGGCAACAUCUACGUCUUUGACUUUGUCUGCAAACGCUAUUGGCGUCUGAGCUUCAGCUUGCCCCAGGCGACACUGGUGCUGGCCUCGCCACUCCAGCGUAGCGAAUAUAUUGUGGGCAACGACCUGGGCCAUGUCCUCACGGUCGAUGUCGAUAAAUCCAUUUUGCGCCGGCGCAAUGCAGUCGGCAAUGCGGCGAUUGAUGAAAUCUCCUGGGGCAAUCGACUGAAAAGUUCCAGUGCACCCAACACGGUAAUGCGCUUCGGCACAUCGGCUGUGCUGUUGAAUUUGAGAACCCUGCAGGUGUCACAUCAACUGGAGUUUGAUCAGUCGCGUUUCACGCUCAAGUUUGCUGGCUAUUUGCCCAGCUCGGAUCAGUUCUUCACCUGCUUCACCAAUGACUCCAUCCAUUUGUGGUCGACUCACACGCUUCAAACUGUGAACAUUGCCCAGCCCAUUAAGGCACGCGAUCGCAAACUGCGCCUGCUGCGCAGUGAUAAGACGAUACCGGAGAUUGUUUUGCGUGGCGCAGACGAUGAGGAAACCGACUUGGAGGAUGCUCUAGCAUUCAAUUGCGAGGAUCAGCAUUUUGCCGAUGGCAAGCUGCUCAGCUACAGCUUUUCACCCAACAGUAACAAGCUGUGCCUGAGCACAUUGGAUGGCUAUCUGUUGCUGCUCAGUACGGCAUCUCUCGAGAUCGACAAGUUGUUUAAACUACGCGAUUUCAUCUUGAAGCAAAUGGUGUUACUGCCGCAGCCCAAGGAGCGCAUACUCUUUGCCAUCACAGCACGCGGCAUGGCUAUUAUGCUGGACCUGGAGCACACCGAUCAUAAGCUAAUCGUACAGCGCUCCAAUGCUGCUAACGUGAGUGUUAGUCGCGAUGGCAAGCUGCUUAGUGUGCUGUCCAAGUGUGGUGAGCUGAAUGUGUGGUCCACUUGCCGGUUGUUCAAUGCUCUGCAGGCACAGACACACUGCAUAUCAGAGCUACGUGCGACACUGAAGCAGCCGAAGCUGCCUGGCGCUGUGGGCACCGCCAUGAACCGUGAACUGCGUCAGCUGCUGAAGCGCGAACGUUUGGUGGCCAUGCUGGGCGAGUAUGGAUAUUAUCCGGAAAAGUAUAGAUUUAUUAUAUGGAGCACGCUGCUGGAACUGCCCUCCAAUGGCGUCCAGUUCCAGUCACUGCUCAAGCUUGGCCAGCCGUCAAUUGUCAAGCAGCGUGCACGCUGCCUACAGAUCAGGAGCGACGCCCAAAGGCGGGCCGUAGUUAAGAUUUGGAGCUGCUUGGCGCGCUGGUGCAAGGUUUUUGCCUAUACGGAUUUUAUGCCAGAUCUGAUCUUUCCCUUUGUCAAGCAAAUGACCAAGAACGGCUUGGUGGUCUUUGAGCUGCUCGUGACGCUGCUGCUCAACCAUUUGCAGCUUUGCUUUGAAUUCCAUCCGCUGCCGCCCGGCAAUUAUCUGGCCAUGUGCGAGAAUGUGCUGCAGGUCCAUGAUGAGCAGCUGAGCAAGUUCUAUCAAGCAAUGGAUGUGAAGCCAAAAGAUUAUGCAUGGUCGCUGCUAACCAAUGGCUUUGCCGAGGUGCUAGAGGAGCAGCAAUGGCUGAUGCUGUGGGACAAUAUCAUCACGGAGCCACCACAUUUCAUUAUAUUCGUUAUUGUGGCCUACAAUUUGAUGCAAAGGGAGAUCAUUAUGCGCCUGCCGGAGAAAUCGGCUGUGCUUUGGUUCUUUCACGAACAGAAUCCCAUUGAUGUGGCCAAGUUGGUGUUGCGAGCCCGGAAGCUAAUGAGCAAAUGUCCAGCCCACGUGCACCCGAAACGCUUUAUGCCACCCUUUGCACCUAUACCCAAGGGCGUAUAUCCCAAGUUUCUCAAAUAUCCCACUGAGUGGAUUGAGCAGCAGGAGGAACAAACAAUCGAGCUGAUCAAGCAACAUCAGGAGAUUGAUGCGCGCAUACGUAACUUGGAAUUGGAGGAGCUCAAAAUGAUGGAUCGUCUGGAGAACGGUCUCAAGCAGGAGGAGCACACGCGCCGGCUUAAGGAAAUGGAGAAGCUCUACCAGGACACCAUACAGCGCGAAGGGGAGCGUAUUGCCUGCCACCGCAAAAUGCUGCUCACGUAUCAGCUGGAGGUGCGGCAGCGCAAGAGCGAGAUCAUGAGCAAGCUUCAGGAGUCGGAGCAGCGUCGCAAGAUAUUGGAAAUGGAAAAGGACAUUGACGAGCUGAUGCACAGCGUCGAGCGCGAGCGACGUCGCCAAAAUCAGGAAAUGCUAUUCGCCGAGGAUGAGAUACGCAACCAGGAAAUGCAGCUGCUGGAACAGCAUUAUUGCCUGAAUGUACCAGAUGCACCUCUUGCUCAAAAAUACUACGAUAGCAUACAAAAAAUGCGCCAGGAAAGGGAUAAGCUACAGCAACAGCUGCGGCAGAUGAGCAUGGAGCAACUGCAGCAGCCAACUACGUCAGAAAGGGCUACUCCAGUGCAGCCACAUCUAUCAGAAAUUGAACGUUCAAUUCUGGAAAUACAACGCGAAUUCACAGAUCUCGUAGCCAGCGACAGAAGUAAGUAACAGGGGGCUAUAUACUUAUAUUAGUUUGUUUAGCUAAGAUAACAAGUCUGAUUAUUUAUGCUCACAUUGUGUUUUUUAACCAUUGUUUUAUACAUAUUUAUGAACAUUUUCGUAAACUAGCCAGGCACUUGUUUAGAAAAGGCUUUUUUAGAGGCAUAAAUUAGUAAAAUAC